Molecule: messenger RNA, 300 nt
Organism: Chaetura pelagica (chimney swift)
Lineage: Eukaryota; Metazoa; Chordata; Aves; Apodiformes; Apodidae
Gene: S100Z
Product: S100 calcium binding protein Z
Exons: 2
Coding region: 1-300 (99 amino acids)
Cellular component (GO): cytoplasm
Molecular function (GO): calcium ion binding
Source: RefSeq, a predicted model, not a curated record
AUGUCCACACCGCUGGAGGAUGCGAUGGACACCUUGAUCAGGAUUUUCCAUCACUACUCUGGCAAAGAAGGAGACAGAUACAAGCUCAGUAAAAGAGAACUCAAGGACCUCCUCACCAGUGAGCUCACUGACUUCUUUUCAGGCCAAAAGGAUCCUCUUCUGGUUGACAAGAUUAUGAAAGAUCUGGACUCCAACCAAGACAAUGAAGUGGAUUUUCAUGAAUUUGUCAUUCUGGUUGCAGCUUUGACUGUGGCAUGUAACAAUUUCUUUGAAGAACAGCAAAAGGAAGAGGGAUAUUAA